GUGGAACUCAGGACUUGUAAUCGAGAUAAGCAAUAAUAAACAUCCGAGUCUGAGCACGGAACACGGUCUGGAGAGCCUCAAGCCCGGCCUUGGCAGGGCAGAGGAGAAACCAAGAGCCAGCAGCGAGGGGACACUGCUGAGGCUGGGACCCCUCUGAAGACACAGAGGGAACUGCAGCUGAGAGCUGGAAAGGGAAAAUCCCCAGGGAAAAGAAAGAAGAAAAGGAAGAAAGAAGAACUUGGGCGACCCUGGACGCUGGUGAAACGGUUUGGAGCAGAUUGUGGAUCUGGAGACCCACGGACGGCGAGAAGGCAGGAGAGUGAACGCGUUUUUCACCAGGGGAAGGAGUGAAUGCAGCCUCUAAAUUGAAGGAAGAACAUCUUUGCAGCACACCAACCCGCAAAAUACAAACAGAGAGUUUGUCCCAUUUCCUUGGAUUCCAGAAGGCAUGUCAAAUAAUAACACAAAUGAUCCAUCAAGAGACAAAUUCUACCAACUGGGCAGAGAUUAGAAGAAAAGCAUUAAAGGAAGGAGGCUUUGACAUGGCAUCAAUACAACUGAUGACAACAAAACAAGGCAGACAAAAUGUAACUCCCAAAUGGAGACCACUGACAUACGAUGUAAUUAAAGACUUGAGACAGGCAGUAAAAGAGGAUGGUUUAGGCUCUGUCUACUUCCAGAAAUUAUUAAAAAUCACCUUUUAUUUUUACGACCUGCUACCUCAUGACUGCAGAGGCCUCGUCUCGCUAAUUGUUCCAGAGUUACAGUUCCAGGAGUGGGAUGUGAGAUGGCGGAGGGCUCUGGCUCACCUGAGGAACAGGUAUGCAGGAGGGCCACACGCAGCUCUCACGCUGGCCCAGCUGGCAGGAGAUGAACCCCAUGACAGUCCUGAAGAUCAGGCAGCACAGUUGCCUCCAGAUGUGAUUGCAGACAUCAAGGAGGCAGCACGGAAGGCAAUUCUGCAAAUUGAACCAGCUGGAACUCCGGAAGGCUUUUUCACAGAAGUAAAGCAAGGUCCUACUGAGCCCUUCACUUCAUUCGUCCAUCGUCUCACGCAAGCAGUGGACAGACAAGAGAGUAAUGAAGACCUGAAGCCACAUCUGGUUCGAACUUUCGCUUUUGGAAACGCCAAUGCAGAGUGCAAACGCGUAAUUAACAUCGAGCACGGUCUGCCAACCGUGGCUGAAAUGAUGGAGGCGUGCAGCAAGGUGGGCACUCCCCAGCACAUGGCCGAAAUCCUGGCAGGAGUUUGUGUAGAACAGGUCAGGAAACUCCUUCAAGAGCAGAACAAAGAAUUUUCAAGAAUGCUCGCGGAGCUUCACCCAACUUUUCAACAAGGCAACUCCACGGAAGCGAUCUCAACGGAAUUCACCAGGGGACCGAGCUCCAAACACGGAAAAUAUGGACACAAAAAAGAGAAUUGUCCGGAACCUACAAAGAACGUGGAAGCGCCAGGCCUCUGUCAAAGAUGUGGGAAAGGAAAACACCAGGCGAAAGAAUGUUACUCCAAAAGGGAUGUGGAGGGAAGAGCUCUGCCUCUUCCAAGAAACUCCAAGAAGAGCGCGAGACGCCAUCGCGCCACGACACAAGGGAUGGCGAUGGCUCAGCCCGGGACCCCGCAGGGAACACAACCAUCAGGGAAUGUCAAUGACACUCCAUCAGCAGGACCACCUGCCAGCUCCCCAGAGCCAGAAUUGCUGCCACGGGUGCACAGUGGGAAUUGGCAGCUUCCAAGUUGGUACUUGGAAUGAAUGAGUCAUGCAGUGAUACCCACGGGGGUCACUGGAACACCAUGGAGAGACAAGAGUUUUUAACCCUAGGUAAGGACAGAUGCAGCAUUUCAGGGCUCAUUGUUUAUCCACCAACUGUUUCAGCAGAUCACAAUGAAGAGCUGACAGUUUUGGCUCGACCUAUUUGCCUUCCAUUGAUCAUUCCAGAGAAGACUCCAACAGCCAAGGCCAUUGCUUUGCCAUCUCAUGCAAGAGAGCAGUUCAUGCCAGUGACAGCUCAGCAGAUUUCACCUGGCAAUGAAGACAUGGACAUCCAUGCCUCGUGGGUGAAGCAAACAGGCCGUUCUCGACCUGUCAUCCUCUGCAACUUGACAGGUGGAGACAAAACAAUUUCAAUCAGGGGCACGUUGGACACUGAUGUGGAUGUCACACUCAUUUCCUGCCUCUUUUGUCCCAGAGAACUUGAAGGCACCUUUGAACUCCCUCUCAGCUAUCAGAGGAAGUAGGUUGUGCCUGCAGAGUGAGAACUCAGUUAUUGUUUCAGGGCAAGGGGGAAGACAGCAAUCACUGAUCCCCUCGUUGUGCAGAAGCCCAUCACAGUGUGAGGAAGAGACAUUUUAUCACAAUGGGGAACAAAAAUAGAAGUGGAUUUUUAACAGGGGUCACUGCAGCACUCACCACCCUGAAUCUGACUUGGAAGACAGACAACCCUGUCUGGGUGGACCAGUGGCCCCUGGAACAAAGAAACUAAUUGCCCUCAAGAAAUUAGUUAGAGAGCACUUGCAGAAAGGCCACAUCAAGCCAACAAAUAGUCCCUGGAACUCUCCA
Molecule: messenger RNA, 2558 nt
Organism: Serinus canaria (Common canary)
Lineage: Eukaryota; Metazoa; Chordata; Aves; Passeriformes; Fringillidae
Product: endogenous retrovirus group K member 24 Gag polyprotein-like
Exons: 2
Coding region: 468-1751 (427 amino acids)
Biological process (GO): viral process
Molecular function (GO): nucleic acid binding; zinc ion binding
Source: RefSeq, a predicted model, not a curated record